This is a messenger RNA of Nycticebus coucang (slow loris), 2389 nucleotides long. It is a transcript of the gene BRD7, whose product is annotated as bromodomain containing 7. The transcript is spliced from 17 exons. Lineage: Eukaryota; Metazoa; Chordata; Mammalia; Primates; Lorisidae. Gene Ontology annotation, cellular component: nucleus. Gene Ontology annotation, biological process: regulation of transcription by RNA polymerase II. The record is from RefSeq and is a predicted model, not a curated record. The coding region runs from base 259 to 2217 and encodes 652 amino acids.
CUGCGCGCGCGGCGGGCUCUCUCUCCCACCUCUGCGCCGGCUGCCCGCCGUCCCGCCGCCGCUCUCGGGUCCGGCCAGGUCUCGCGCGCCGCCUUCUCGUGAGGGGCCUCGCGCCGCUGGGCGCGCGCCGUCCCCCUGCCUCGCGGCGCGGGGUCUCGCGGGCCCCGCUCCCGCCCUCCGCUCGCCUGGCCCGGACCGGAAGCGGCGCCGCUCGGCCUGGGCCUGGCGCGGGGGGCGGGCACCGGGGCCCGGUCGGACAUGGGCAAGAAGCACAAGAAGCACAAGUCGGACAAACACCUCUAUGACGAAUAUGUGGAAAAGCCCUUGAAGCUGGUCCUGAAAGUGGGAGGGAAUGAAGUCACCGAGCUCUCCACCGGCAGCUCGGGGCACGACUCCAGCCUCUUCGAAGACAAAAAUGAUCAUGACAAACACAAGGAUAGAAAGCGGAAAAAGAGAAAGAAAGGAGAGAAACAGGUUCCGGGGGAAGAAAAGGGCAGAAAACGAAGAAGAAUAAAGGAGGAUAAAAAGAAGCGAGAUCGAGAUCGCAUGGAAAAUGAGGCAGAAAAUGACCUCCAGUGUCACGUCCCUGUGAGAUUGGAUUUGCCUCCUGAGAAAGCUCUCACAAGCUCUUUAGCCAAACAAGAAGAAGUAGAACAGACACCCCUUCAAGAAGCUUUGAAUCAAUUGAUGAGACAAUUGCAGAGAAAAGACCCAAGUGCUUUCUUUUCAUUUCCUGUGACUGAUUUUAUUGCUCCUGGCUACUCCAUGAUCAUUAAACAUCCAAUGGAUUUUAGUACGAUGAAAGAAAAGAUCAAGAACAAUGACUACCAGUCCAUAGAGGAACUAAAGGAUAACUUCAAGCUAAUGUGUACUAAUGCAAUGAUUUACAACAAACCAGAGACCAUUUAUUAUAAAGCCGCCAAGAAGCUCUUGCACUCAGGGAUGAAAAUUCUUAGCCAGGAAAGAAUUCAAAGCCUGAAACAGAGCAUAGACUUCAUGGCAGAUUUGCAAAAAACUCGAAAGCAAAAAGACCGAUCAGAUACCUCACAGAGUGGGGAGGAUGGUGGCUGCUGGCCGAGAAAUAGGGAAGACUCUGGAGAUGCCGAAGCACAAGCUUUCAAAAGUCCCAAUAAGGAAAAUAAAAAGAAAGACAAAGAUAUGUUUGAAGAUAAGUUUAAAAGCAGUAAUUUAGAAAGAGAGCAGGAGCAGAUUGACCGCAUGGUGAAGGAGUCUGGAGGGAAACUGACCCGGCGGCUUGUCAACAGUCAGUGUGAAUUUGAGAGAAGGAAACCAGAUGGAACAACAACGUUGGGACUUCUCCACCCUGUGGACCCCACAGUGGGAGAACCAGGAUACUGCCCUGUGAGACUGGGAAUGACAACGGGAAGACUUCAGUCUGGAGUGAACACUUUGCAGGGCUUCAAAGAGGAUAAAAGGAACAAAGUAACUCCAGUGUUAUACUUGAAUUAUGGACCCUACAGUUCGUACGCACCACAUUAUGACUCUACAUUUGCAAAUAUCAGCAAGGAUGAUUCUGAUUUAAUCUAUUCAACUUAUGGGGAAGACUCUGAUCUUCAAAGUGAUUUCAGCAUCCAUGAGUUUUUGGCCACGUGCCAAGAUUAUCAGUAUGUCAUGGCAGAUAGUUUGCUGGAUGUCUUAACAAAAGGCGGGCAUUCUAGAACACUGCAAGAGUUGGAGACGUCAAUUCCUGAAGAUGAAGGUCAUGCUAGGACACUUAACCCAGCAAAGGAAAUGGAGCAGAUUAUAGAAAUAGAGUCAGCAGGACGUCUGGACUCCAGUACUCAGGACAGGCUCACGGCACUCAAAGCAGUGACAAGCUUUGGAGCGCCAGUCGAAGUCUUUGACUCCGAAGAAGCUGAAGUGUUCCAGAAGAAACUUGAUGAGACCACCAAAUUGCUCAGGGAGCUCCAGGAAGCCCAGAAUGAGCGUUUGAGCACCAGACCCCCUCCCAAUAUGAUCUGUCUCUUGGGUCCCUCGUAUAGAGAAAUGCAUCUCGCUGAACAAGUGACCAAUAAUCUUAAAGAACUUGCACAGCAAGUAACUCCAGGUGACAUCGUAAGCAUGUAUGGAGUUCGGAAAGCAAUGGGGAUUUCCAUUCCUUCCCCCGUGGUAGAAAACAACUUUGUAGAUUUAACAGAAGAUUUUGAAGAACCUAAAAAGGCUGAUAUUGCUGAGGGUGGCCCUGAUGGGAUGUGAAGCCAGCUGGAUUUAAUUAUAUAUUAUGUACAUAUUUUUUUCAUUCUUGGAAAUGCUUUUCAGAAGAUAUUAAAUAUUUGUAAAUUGUGUUUUUAAUUAAACUUCGGAACAGUCAAUUUUAGUGUUCCAGAGGUUAGACUUACAUUAGGUAAUAAAGCUGAACCUGGGACUC